UAGCUCGUGGGACUCCACCCACCACGGGUUCUAAACCGAAACAGGAAGUGGGCUAGGAUCCCUCGAAACCCGCUACAACCGCCACCCUCCGCGCGCCCAAGCGACCCACAACUCGCGGGUCCAGCCCCUGUCCCGCGUGUUACCUGCCCCUCCCCCUCCUCCCGCCCGGUGAACUCGAGAGAUCAUGUCGAACAUGGAGAAACACUUAUUUAACUUGAAGUUUGCUGCAAAAGAACUUAAUAGGAAUGCCAAGAAGUGUGAUAAAGAAGAAAAAGCUGAAAAGGCCAAGAUAAAAAAGGCCAUUCAGAAGGGCAAUACAGAAGUUGCAAGAAUACAUGCUGAAAAUGCAAUCCGUCAGAAAAACCAAGCAAUCAAUUUCUUGAGAAUGAGUGCUAGGGUUGAUGCUGUGGCAGCCAGAGUUCAAACUGCAGUAACAAUGGGCAAGGUGACAAAAUCCAUGGCAGGUGUAGUUAAAUCUAUGGAUGCUACAUUGAGGAGUAUGAACCUUGAGAAGAUUUCUGCCUUAAUGGACAAAUUUGAACAUCAGUUUGAAACAUUGGAUGUUCAGACACAGCAAAUGGAAGAUACAAUGAGUAGCACUACUACCCUUACGACACCACAGAACCAAGUGGAUAUGCUGCUCCAGGAAAUGGCAGAUGAAGCUGGCCUCGAUCUCAAUAUGGAACUACCACAGGGUCAGACAGGGUCUGUUGGUGCAAGUGUUGCUUCUACAGAGCAGGAUGAACUGUCACAGAGGCUUGCUCGUCUUCGUGAUCAAGUGUAACUUAAAUAACUGGUGCUUCUGUUCCUCCACAUAUUUCUGAGCCAUCAUUUGUGUGUGUGUCUAUAGAUAAGGUGUAUUCCAGUUACAAAAACAUCAUACAUGACAGGAUGUUUGGACAUCAUUUCUAUAAGAUGCUUUCUUUUGCCUUGUGUAUUUCACAGUGCAUUGCGAAAUUCCAAGGAAUUUCCACAUUGGCAGAUUUUAUAGUUCUAUAUAUUGUGUGUAAAAGUGUGAGGGACAUAUUUUUCUAGAUGUCUUUGGCAAAGCUAGCAUUAGUUUUCUGUAUAUUAUACAUCUUCCGCAAAUAUUAGAGCAAACAUCUAGCACCAAAGUAAUGCUAAGUAAAGUAAUUUUGUCAGAAUAAUGUAUAAAGGCUUUGUUUUUACUUAUUGAAAGUAACUUUCAAUUAUUGUCUGUGAUGAAUUUUGAUUUUGUAAAAAUAAAAACAGGAAAGCAUGUUCAUUUAAUAUGUUCGCAUAACCCAGACCAUCUUAUUUUAAGUAUCACAAGAUAGACUAUACAAUUUCCAUGGGAUUUUUGAAAAUUAUUUCUAUUUUGUAUGUAUGGUUGUUUUGCCUGCAUGUUAAAUUGUGUACUCACUUGUGUGUCUGGUGCCUACAGAGGCCAGAAGAGGACAUUGGAUUCCCCAGGAACUAGAGCUAUAGACAAUUGGGAGCCAACAUGUGGAUACUAGAAUUCAAACCCAUUUCUUCUAGAAGACCAGCCAGUGCUCUUAACUCCUGAGCCAUGUGUCUAGCCUCUGUUUUGUUUCGUUGCUGUUGUUGUUUUGCUUGUUUAUUUUAGAGACAGGGCAGAAAUAUAUAGCCCAGAGUUCCCUGAAACUCAGUGAGCCUCCAGCAUUGGUCUCUAAGUAUAUACCACCAUACCCAGCUCAUUUUCUAUGAUUUGGGGGUGGGGGUUGUUAUGCACAUUAGUUAUUUUUUCUGUUUCUAUGAUAAAUAACCGUGCUCAAAAGUGACUUAUGGAAGAAAGAAAGUAUUUUGGUUUAUGGUUCCAGGGAAAUGAGGGCUCCAUCAUGGUGGGGAGGUGUGGCAGCAAGAGCAGGUAGCUGGUACAUGUUUAAUGACACACACAAAGCAGAAAGAACAGGCUGCCAGUGUAACAGACCUAGAAGCUCUCAAAGCCAGUGACAUACUUCAUUUAGUAAGGUUGCAUAUCUCCAUACCUUCUCCAUAAGGCACCACCAACUGGGAAACAAUUAUUCAAGUACAUGAGUCUAUGGAAAAAUGUCUCGUUCAGACCACUGCAUUCCUCUCCCUGGCUUCCAUAGACUUAUGGCCAUAUCAUAAUGCAAAAUGUAUUUACUCUGAUGCUUAAAGUGCCCAUGGUCUUUCUCAAUCUCAAUACUAUUUGAAAUUUCAAAGUCCAGCAUAUCUUGUGAGACUCGAGACAAUCUCUAGCCACUGAUAAGAUCUAAAAGCAAAUAAUAUACUUCCAACAUACGAUGGCACAGGUUACACAUUAUCAUUUUAGAAGGGAGGAAGGGGGACAUGAUGAGGAAAUACUGGACUACAGAGAGACUGAAAGCUCACAAGGCAUACAUAUAAGCAAAUCCUGUAGCUCUAUGUGGGAUGUCUGGGACUACUUUCCGAGGGUUUGGAUGGCUUAACUCCUCCAGCUUUGCUGCCUGAUUUAAUAGCUCACUCUCUAGUAACAUCUUCUACGUUAGUUACUUCUCUGUUGCUGCGAUUAAGCACCAUGACCAGAAGCAAUUUAUAAAUAGAAGAGUUUAUUUUGGCUUACAGUUCCAGAGGGAUAAGAAAGUGUGCACCAUGGCAGGGAUGCAUGGUAGCAGGAUCAGGAAGCCAAGAAAUCAUGCUUUCUAUUAUGCUGUACACAUGACGCAGAAAGAGCCAGCUGGAAGUGUGGCAAGACACUCCCAAUGCCUGUUGCUGGUGGAAUAAUUCCUCCAACAGAGUUUGUACAAUGACCUGUACCAUAACCUUCCCAACUGGUGAACAAAGUUUCAAAUAUGUGAGCCUAUAGGAGACUCAUUCAAUUCAGAACAUUAUGUAAAGAGAAACAGAGUAAAUAUUUACUUGGUUUUAAUCCACUGUAAAGUUUAAAUCAUUAUAGUUUUUAGCCAGUAAUUUAAUGAUGACUGUUCAUUAAUUUUUAAGACCUUUUAAUGGACAAUUUAUUAUAUAACUAGGAAAAUUCUGCAACAUUAAUCCAAAGUUUGUAUUGGGAUACCCUAGAUAUCCAUAGAAGAGAUUUGAUGGACAAAAGUAUUUAUGACAUAAAGAAUGUGUUCUCUGUUGGUAUGAAUUAAAUAGUUUCUGUUCUUUUAACUUGAAUAAAAAAUUGUUAGAUUUAUUACUACCACUUAGCUCCACAACUAGCUGUUCAUUCUUUUAUGUUGCAACCAUGUCAGACUUACCUUUUAAAAUAUUACUAUCAGGGCUGUAAAGUUAAUACUACCAUUUCAAGAGGAUCUGCCUUUGUGUCUCAGCAGCACAUCAGUUACCUCACAACAUCCUGUAAAUCUGCCUCCUGGGGAUUCAGUGACCUUUCCUGGUUCCCACAGGGUACCUGAACUCAUGUGUAUAGAUGCACACAGACACACACAUAAUUUUUAAAAUAAAGAUAUACUGGACAUGGUCACACAUACCUUUAAUCUCAGCACUCAGGAGACUGAGGCUGUGAGUUCCAGGCCAGCCGAAGAUACAUUAUGAGACCACAUCUCAAAAAAUAUUUGUAAAACAUUGAUGAGGCAGGUAAGAUAGUUGAGUAGAUAUAAGCACUUGCCACCAAGCCUGGCAACCUGAGUUCAGUUCCUGUGACCCACAUGGUAGAUGUAAAGAUUUGCUCCUGCAAACUGUCCUCUGACCUCCACACACAUUCCAUUGCAUGCACACAAGUUUUAAAAUUAGAAACUACAUUAAUGGACACUAAGUUUUAUUUUUCCCUUCAUUUGUUCACUCUUUUAUCAAUGUAAUGAAAAUGUACCUCUUAGACUUUAUUCCUAAACCAAUAACCUAAGCAUGUGAUGGUAUCAUUUGGUUGAACAUAUAUACUCAGAUACUUAAAACAUCUUGUUGCACUUUCCCCUGUUGGAUAAAAAGGCUGAUGAUAAUUCUCCAUUUCUUUAUGUGUCUUAAUGCUUAAAGCCAUCUGGUUGCCUGUGAACCAUUUUAGGUACCAUUAUGGACUAGGCUAUUUUACCUGGUUAAUUGAUUGCUUACAAAUACCACUUGGAGAAGAAGGAAUGAGUAACUCUGAGAAGAGAUGUGGACUUUAGAAAAUUCUCAGGAAGGAGCAUCUGUAGUAUUGGGAGAAAGCAAAAUGAAAUGAUAGACUGGCAGAAGUAAGCUUGCCAGCUUCCUAUGGAUUAAUAAUGUUUGUUGCUAAUGAUGUUGAGAUAAACUGAGAAAGCGUGCCAUUUAAAAAUUCUAAUAGGAAAUAGAGAGAUGGCUCAGAGUUAAGAGUACUGUACGCUCUUGCAGCGGACCUGGGUUCAGUUCCCAACACCCACAUGGUGGCUCACAACUGUCCAACCCCCCUUUUUAAUGUUUAUGGGUUUUUGUGCACAUAUGGUGCAUGAUAUGUGCACUCAGAUAUGCAUGAAUAAAUAUUUUUUGAAGUUAUAUUAACUCCUACUAUUUUUUCAUGGGAUGAUUUCAUAGUGUAUUUUUUCACAAUCAUAAUCAUUAUUUGCCUAUUCAUUUCUCUAAUACUUAUUGAGAGUGUACUUGCUAUGUGCUAUGGCGAUUUGGUUUUGAAGAUUGAAGGGAGGCAGGGCAAGAAAUUCUCAAUUAACUACAAUUGAAGAUACUAAGUGAUCUCUACAAGAUCAGGCCUAACUCACCUGUGGAGCUGAACUCUAGGAUUUUGACUACUUUCUCUGUUGCAUAGAAUAAUGGCAUUCAUUGUUCACAUUGCCACCUACAAACUAAAUUAUCUUACCUACUUCCAAAAAUGGAGAGCAUAUGAGGAAUGGUCAACUCCCUGCAUUGUCAUGUGUAUUCAAAACAAAGUUAUUUAUCAUCUACUGUUGUGGAAAAUGUUAUUUGGGAGUUUCUACCCCACCUUAGAUCAUUUAGUUCCCAAAUAAAAGAUUCCAAAUCUCUAUAUUUGUAAUAAGCUUUGUAGUACUAGAGCUGGGCAGAUAUCAACCCUCUGUGCUAUUUGUUCUACUUCACCAUCAGUAAUACUGAGACAUCACUUGCUCUGUUCUGCCUGGUCCACUCCUACUCCAACAGACUGGCCCUCAGGGCUAUGCAUCCUUGAUUUACCCCCUUGGUGCCUUCUUCCUCCUCUCUACAGAAGCCCUGCCUACCAUUCUUUUGCCCUGCUACAGGCAAUUUUAAAUUAAAGUAGCAGGGUUUGCACAACAAAAACUGGUAUUUGUGAAAAUUCACUUGAGGCAAAUAGACCUUGGGGUACAGAAUUUAGCAUUACAAUACAUAGCAGCAGACCAAUCCUCAACAAUUUACUGUAUUUCUGAUUUUCCACUAUUUGGUAUUCCUUAGAGAUACCUUUCAUGAAAAUUUCUUUGAAAUACACACACUGUAUCACCAAAUCCUUCAGUAUGACCUUAUCUAAAUUCAGUAACUCAAAUGCCUCAUUCUACCAAAAUAUUUGAAAUAUAACAAGCCCAAGUAACUUUUGAAUGGAGAAGAGAUUAACAUGGAUAAAGUUGGAAUGGAAUUGGGAGUCUAAGGCUGAGUAUUGUGAAAGGAGUGCUUGACAUGGCCUUUGGAAAGACGUGGGAGGAAUCUGCUGUAGAAAAGUUUUGUCAGUCUCUAUGGUACAUAGGCUCGGCUUUAGCCCUCAUACAUGUGAUUACUUCAACCUUUGUCAGGGGUCAGCACAAUCUGCCUGUUUCAUCUUCAUCGCCCACACUUGAAAACAUCUUAAUGUCUUUGUUUUUCUUGUGAGAGAAUUAGAUCUCAACUAUCUCAAUAUGUUUGACAAGCCUUAGUGUACAUUUACACCUGAAUUUGACAUGUAAAUAGCAUCUUUGUCAAACUGGAGGGAAUGUAAAUGAUGGAUAUGUCAGUGCUCAAUAAACAGUUCUAGAAUGAUUAUUUGAAA
Molecule: messenger RNA, 5842 nt
Organism: Mus musculus (house mouse)
Lineage: Eukaryota; Metazoa; Chordata; Mammalia; Rodentia; Muridae
Gene: Chmp1b2
Product: charged multivesicular body protein 1B2
Exons: 8
Coding region: 185-784 (199 amino acids)
Biological process (GO): vacuolar transport
Cellular component (GO): cytosol; endosome; late endosome membrane
Source: RefSeq, marked validated